This is a messenger RNA of Protopterus annectens (West African lungfish), 6331 nucleotides long. RefSeq names its product collagen type IV alpha 5 chain (gene COL4A5). Lineage: Eukaryota; Metazoa; Chordata; Ceratodontiformes; Protopteridae. Bases 200 to 5248 code for a protein of 1682 amino acids. Gene Ontology annotation, cellular component: collagen trimer; basement membrane. The record is from RefSeq and is a predicted model, not a curated record. The transcript is spliced from 53 exons. Gene Ontology annotation, molecular function: extracellular matrix structural constituent.
GCUUUGGUCCAUCCGUCACCCCCUAUCCCACACCUUUUCUCUUCUGUCGGAAAUAUUGGUCUCAGAAGUACCCUUGGAAGUGAGAAGAGCGGGCCAUCCGUGAAGGGCAUAAUGUUCCAGGUGUAUGCUGUUGUUUUCAUCUGCUAACGCACCACCACCUUCCUGCAGAAGAGGAGAAAAGACGAAAGCUUGAAAGAAGAUGCAUAACUACAGAAUAGUGUUGCUGUGCCUUGUAGCAGGACUCCUCAUUAUACUACAGCUACCGAAAUCAGAGCCAGCAGCUUGCAGUGGGUGUGUGUCAGGAUCAAAAUGUGAUUGCUCAGGCGUGAAAGGUGAAAAGGGUGAAAGAGGAUUUCCUGGUUUACAAGGUCAGCCAGGUUUACCUGGGUUUCCAGGACCAGAAGGGCCUCCAGGACCAAGAGGAAUAAAGGGUGAUGAUGGACUAUCAGGACCAACAGGACCGAAAGGAAUCAGAGGACCUCCUGGCCUUCCAGGCUUCCCAGGAACACCAGGCCUUCCAGGUCUUCCAGGGCAAGAUGGACCUCCUGGUCUUCAGGGUAUCCCAGGAUGCAACGGAUCAAAGGGAGAACAAGGAUUCGCAGGUCUUCCAGGAUUACCUGGUUCACAAGGCCCUCCUGGAUCUUCUGGAUUUCCUGGUCAGAAGGGUGAACCAGGUGAAGUGUUUUACUCAACUCUUCCAGGUCCAAAAGGUGAAAAAGGUGAAUCGGGUCUUGCAGGACUUCCUGGUAGCAGAGGUUUUCCAGGGCCUUCGGGGCCUGUUGGUCCGCCUGGUCCACAAGGUUUUCAGGGCCCUGCUGGGCUGCCUGGUCCUCCUGGACAGAAGGGUAAUAUGGGUUUGAAUUUCCAAGGACGUAAAGGUGAAAAGGGAGAAACUGGUUUGCAGGGACCAGCAGGGCCUCCUGGACAAUUCGGUGAACAGACGAAAAUACCUGGGAUGGAAAUCUAUAAAGGAGAGAAGGGAGAAAAAGGUUCUCAAGGUCUAUCCGGCCCCAAAGGUGACACAGGUUUUCCUGGCCCCCCUGGUGGUGGUUUCAGGGGUGAAAAAGGUGAACCAGGUGAACCAGGAAAAAGAGGAAAACCAGGCAAAGAUGGUGAAAAUGGUUUGCCGGGUUCUCAAGGCAUACCAGGUCAACAAGGUGCCCUAGGACCUCAAGGAAGAGAAGGAGAAAAGGGACAAAAAGGAGAACCAGGUUUACGUGGUCCACCUGGUGUUGUUAUUCCUGGUCCAGAGCCUAGCUCAAAAGGGCAGAAAGGAGAGAAAGGCUCACAAGGUUUUCCAGGACCAAAAGGUGAACAUGGAUUUCCUGGUACAACUGGCUCUCCAGGGAAGCCUGGCUUACCAGGUUCUCCUAGCCCUGGUUUUCCUGGUCCAACUGGAUUUCCAGGAGAAAGGGGAUUAAAGGGUGAUAAAGGACAACCAGGAAUCUCUCUACAAGGCCCACCUGGACGACAAGGACCAAGAGGUAGCCCUGGACCUCCUGGACCACCUGGACCACCUGGCUUUCCUGAAGAAGAGAGCCCAUGCUUACCAGGACCACCUGGAAUUCCAGGCCUCCCUGGAGAUACUGGCUACCCUGGAGAGCUGGGACAGAAAGGUGAAAAGGGAGAAACUUGUAUCAACUGUAUAGGAGACCCCAUACCAGGACCCCCAGGACCCCCAGGACCUCCAGGCCCCACAGGUGGCCCAGGAAUUCAAGGUCCUCCUGGCCCAAAAGGAGAUGUUGGUUUCCCUGGUAAUCCUGGAUUUGAUGGUCCUCCGGGUUUUCCUGGAAGUGCAGGCCUACCUGGUCCUCAAGGCCCAAAAGGUGAUGCAGGUGAUACUGUUCCUCUCCCUGGAAUGAAAGGAGAAAAAGGUGAUCCUGGUUUCCCAGGUCUUCCAGGUCCUCCAGGAACUGAAGGACCAAAAGGUAGAGAUGGAAUUCCAGGUCCUCCUGGACCUAAAGGUUUGCCCGGUGUGCCUAUCAAAGGAGAAAGAGGUUCUCCAGGAGAUCCCGGUUCUCCUGGUUUUCCAGGUGAUAGGGGACCUCCUGGCCCUCCAGGAUUUGGUCCACCAGGCCCUUCUGGGGAAAAAGGUGUUCAGGGUGUUUCUGGUCGUCCAGGUGCACCAGGUGCUCCAGGUCCUAAGGGAGAACCUGGUACCACAGUAUCAGAACCAGGUACUGUUGGGUCACCUGGACCUCCCGGUAUUCCUGGAGAUAGAGGACUACCAGGUGAUCCUGGCUUACAAGGACAGCAAGGACGGCCAGGCCUUCCAGGAACAAAGGGCGAUCCAGGCUUGCCUGGGAUUGGGCUUCCAGGCAUACCAGGAGAAAAAGGUUUUCCAGGAAUGCUUGGCCCCCAAGGUUCACCAGGUGCUCCAGGCAGAGCAGGUCGUGAUGGAUUUCCAGGUGAACCUGGCUCUCCAGGACCAAAGGGAGAUCCUGGACGUGGUCUUCCAGGUCCAUCAGGUCCCCCAGGUUUACCAGGCGUGAAAGGCUUCCCUGGACCUAAAGGUGAUACUGGCUUCACAGGAGCUCCAGGUCCACCAGGACGCCCAGGCCUUGAUGGAUUUCCAGGCCCAAAAGGUGACCCUGGUUUGAGUGGCAUGCCUGGUCCACCAGGACAACCUGGCCAACCCGGAGUAGGAGCACAAGGUCCACCAGGUCCACAAGGUCCCCCUGGCCCACCUGGCCCCACAGGUGUGCCAGGCUUCCCUGGAUCAUUGGGUGAGAAAGGUGACCCUGGUCCACCAGGGUUAGAUAUACCAGGCCCUCCAGGUGAUGCAGGGCGUCCUGGACCACCAGGACCCCCAGGAGCAGUAGGCCCUCCAGGUAACCCUGGACAGCCAGGCCGUGAUGGAUUAUCAGGUACACCAGGUUUCAAAGGUGACAUGGGUGCAAUGGGAACUCCUGGACCACAAGGACUUCCUGGGCCUCCAGGACGUGAUGGAUUUCCUGGUACCAAAGGUGAACGUGGUGCACCUGGUUUUGGAGGAGAACCAGGAAGCCCUGGAUUAAGAGGUGAAAAAGGUGAGGUAGGAAUACCUGGUCUUCCUGGAACUGUUUCCCCAGAGCCCAUCAGAAGUGAAAAGGGAGAACCUGGAGUCCCGGGUAUUCCUGGGCCUCCAGGUGCAAAAGGAUAUCAAGGCAUUCCUGGAGAUCCUGGGUCUCCAGGACAAGAUGGACAACCUGGGCUACCUGGCCCACCAGGACCUAAAGGAAGUCCAGGCAUCCCAGGACCACCAGGACCAUCUGGCAUCCCAGGACAGAAAGGAUUACCUGGUGACAUGGGCUUACCAGGUCCAUCAGGUGUUAAAGGUGCAGAUGGUUUUCCUGGACGCCCUGGCCAAACUGGACCUCCUGGCCUAAAUGGAUUAAAGGGUGAGAAAGGAGAACCAGGAUUGCCAGGUAUUGGUAUCCCUGGGCCACCAGGUCCAAAGGGAGAAACAGGCCUUUCUGGGCCCCCAGGUGUUCCAGGCAUAAAGGGUACCAAAGGUGCUUCUGGUCAACCUGGAGUACCAGGCACUCCAGGUACUAAAGGAGAAGCUGGCCCCACAGGAUUUCCAGGUACACCAGGUAGUCCAGGUCCAAAAGGAGCGGACGGAUUUCAAGGAAGUCCAGGACCCAUUGGCUCUCCUGGGCCACCAGGCACUGCAGGAAGACCCGGUAUACCAGGUCCUCCAGGAGAAAAAGGACAGCCGGGUCAAGAUGGCAUUCCAGGACCUGCAGGAGAAAAGGGGGAAGCAGGUCAGCCAGGUGUUGGGCGACCAGGUCCACCAGGUCUUCCAGGACUUCCAGGACCAAAAGGAGAUACAGGGGCAUCUGGCCCUCCAGGAAAUCCCGGUUUUCUAGGAAUAAAAGGUGAAAGGGGCUUACCUGGACUGUCUGGCUCCCCAGGCCCUCCAGGACCAGCUGGUGCACCAGGCCUGCCUUCAGAAGGUCGUAAAGGUAAUCCCGGUUUACCAGGUCCACCAGGAAGAAUAGGUCUUCCUGGGCCUCAAGGGCCGCCUGGUCCUUCAGGAACUUCUGCAGAAAAGGGCGAAAAAGGAAAUCCCGGCUAUCCUGGACAACCUGGAUUGGCUGGUGCAAAAGGGGAUCAAGGACAACCAGGGCUGCCAGGUGAUUAUGGCCGCCCAGGUGAUAGAGGGCUAAAAGGAGAUCUUGGCUUCCCAGGUUCCCAAGGUUUCUCAGGUCUAAAAGGGGACAGUGGCCCACCAGGAUUAACUGGACCCCCAGGCAAUACUGGCCCACCAGGGUCACCAGGUGACCAAGGACCACCAGGCCCUCCAUCACCCUUGCGCAUUGUAAAAGGAGAACCAGGUUUGCCAGGUAUUCCAGGUCAACCUGGCUCUAAAGGGCAGACUGGACUACCAGGUCCUCCAGGUUUUCCAGGUCCAGCUGGAGUACCUGGUGAUCCUGGUCCAGUUGGGCUAACUGGACUUGAUGGUCCACUAGGUCGUAAAGGAGACAUGGGUUCUUCUGGCCAGCCAGGUCUUCGAGGUAUCCCUGGUCCACCUGGUCCAGAAGGUUUGCCUGGACCCCCUGGCACUUCUGGACCACCAGUCGUACAUGGAUUCCUGAUAACCCGUCACAGCCAGACUGCAGAAGUACCAGAGUGUCCACAAGGAACAUCCAGCAUUUAUGAUGGAUACUCUCUACUUUAUGUACAGGGUAAUGAGAGAGCCCAUGGUCAAGACUUGGGUACUACUGGUAGCUGCCUGCGUCGUUUCAGCACUAUGCCUUUCAUGUUCUGCAACAUCAACAAUGUAUGCAACUUUGCUUCAAGAAAUGAUUAUUCUUAUUGGCUUUCUACUCCAGAGCCUAUGUCAAUGAGCAUGGCACCAGUGACAGGACAGAAUAUUCAGCCAUUUAUCAGCAGAUGUAUAGUUUGUGAAGCACCAGCCAUGGUAAUUGCUGUUCAUAGUCAGACGAUCCAGAUCCCUCCUUGCCCUCAAGGCUGGAAUUCCCUUUGGAUUGGAUACUCCUUCAUGAUGCAUACCAGUGCAGGUGCUGAAGGAUCAGGCCAGGCGUUGGCUUCUCCAGGGUCUUGUCUAGAAGAAUUCCGUGCAGCUCCCUUUAUUGAAUGCCAUGGCCGUGGGACCUGUAACUACUAUGCAAAUUCAUACAGCUUCUGGUUAGCAACUGUUGAGACUGAUGAAAUGUUUGGAAAACCUCAGCCGGAGACACUGAAAGCUGGAGUUCUGGGAACACGAAUCAGUCGUUGUCAAGUCUGUAUGAAGAGGACGUAACAUCUCAGAAAAGGCAUCUUGCAUUAGAUGCUUAAAAAUAUAAUACGCAUUAUCUUCCAGUUGCAAAACUGCAACAGUGAUGCUGCUUUGCAGAAACUAAGAGGAACUGUUACUAUAUCUGUUUUCUUUUUCAAAUGUACCUCAGUGAAGUGCCAUACUUAGGACUACCUGGUGCAUUUGACGAGAGAACCAUGGGGCCAUACUGUCGAUUCCCAUGAAGUAUAAGUGGUGCUAUAGUUAAAGUAAAAAGGACAAAGACGAUGCAGUGGGUUCACUAAGAAGCAAAAUGGCACUUUUUCAGCACAGAAGAAAUGCACUGAAUGCAUUCAUAUAAUAAGACUAAUUUUUUGGACAAUGAUUUUCAUGGUGCUACUAACAUCCUUUCUCCCAGAUUUUUAAAUAUCAGAUAUCAAGCUUUCAAUUUUCUUUGUUUUGUAAAGUAAUACAAUAUGUUUAUUGUAUAGAACUCCUUUAGUAGAAUCCUUGAACUUUUAAUAUUUAAAGCAGCAGUCAGUUAUGUCAUAGAAGCUUUGUGCUUGCACCAAAAUACACAUUUCAAGAACUGAAUAAAGUUAUGUUUAAUAUAACCACUGUAGACAUUGUGAACUGAAAAGAGAGCACUCAACUGCUUAUUUCUUCUAGCACUGCAUUAUACAUGAACUACUGAUAUGAAAUUUAAGAUUUACCCUGAUGAAUCUGGAGAUCGGCUUAUUUACACAAUGUAAGAUGUAUCAUACAGAUUGUAUUUUAGUAUAUAUUGAUCACAAUUUUAAUAUUGAUAAUGUACACAGAAUUAUUUUUAUUUUAGGGGCUCCUAAUUUUUUUCUAUUUUUUGUAUAAUGUGAAACUUGAAUUAUUAGCCAUAUGGAGACACUAACUUGAAAUAAGCAGACUUGAGUAAUUAAAUUACCUGACUGCUCUGUUUACUAUUCAACAGACCUCUAUUUACCAAAGCAUUCAGACAUUUGUCAUGAAGUCUGUCCUUAGUUUGAAAUAUUUUUUCAUGUAUGUUAUCCAGAAUCGCCAUAAAAGUUUUAAACAGUCACAAAAUAAAAGAGGCACUGAUACUAAUUUGAUAUAAAA